GUUGUCAUGACACUUGAUGUCACAGACUGUUUUCUAGCUUCGUUUGUUUUGUUUCGUUUCGAUUUCGAUCGGUGUGUUUGUGAUUUAUUGUAAACAAAUUACCUAUCUACGUUAAAUAAUUUGCCAUGUCUCAAAACAGUGAAAAGCCUUCCCCUCAUCAGGAUGUCGUCGACCCUACUGGCCCCGCAGCUCGUAAAGGAGUUCUCAUAUCAUUCAGAACUGGAAAAAUAAUGGAGAUCCCAGAGAAAGAUAUUCUUGGCAGAUGCAGGUUUGUUGGUGAAUUUGAGAAAAUAAACAGAAUCGGCGAAGGGACGUAUGGAAUAGUGUAUAGAGCAAAGGACAAGUUAAAUGGCAGCAUUGUUGCCUUGAAGAAAGUCCGUAUGGACGUAGAGAAGGAUGGCCUGCCCCUGAGCGGACUCCGUGAGAUCCAAGUACUGAUGUCUUGUAGACACGAGAACAUUGUACAACUGAAGGAGGUGCUUGUUGGGAGAUCUUUAGAAAGCAUAUUCCUAUCAAUGGAGUACUGUGAGCAAGACUUGGCGUCAUUGCUGGACAACAUGUCAUCGCCAUUCACCGAGUCGCAGGUGAAGUGCCUGAUGCUGCAGGUCCUGAAGGGCCUGAAGUACUUGCACUCAAACUUCAUAGUGCACAGAGACCUCAAGGUGUCCAACCUACUGCUCACUGAUAAGGGAUGCGUCAAAAUCGCUGACUUCGGUCUAGCGCGUUGGCUGGGCGCCCCCGCGCGCUGCGCCACCCCGCGCGUCGUCACGCUCUGGUACCGCGCGCCCGAGCUGCUCCUACAGGCGCCCAAACAGACGCCCGCCCUGGACAUGUGGGCGGCCGGCUGCAUCCUGGGGGAGCUGCUGGCUAACAAACCGCUGCUGCCCGGCAGGACCGAGAUUGAGCAGUUGGAGCUGAUUGUGGAUUUGCUUGGCACCCCAUCAGACGCUAUCUGGCCGGACUUCAGCGCGCUGCCCGCGCUCCAGAACUUCACUCUCAAGCAGCAGCCGUACAACAACCUGAAGCAGCGGUUCCCAUGGCUGUCGGCGGCCGGGCUGCGGCUGCUCAACUUCCUCUUCAUGUACGACCCCAACAAGCGCGCCACGGCUGAGGAGUGCCUGCAGAGCUCCUACUUCAAGGAGCAGCCUUUGCCUUGCGACCCCAAGUUGAUGCCGAGUUUCCCGCAGCACAGGAACAUGAAGGGGUCACAGAAAGCCUCCAACCAGCUGAACCUUCCACUAUCAACCCUCAACACCGGCGCUAACGACCAAACCAACAACCUGCCCGCCAUCUCCGACCUACUAGGAUCGUUGGUCAAGAAACGAAGAGUGGAAUAAUUAUUAACCUAGCUAUUUUUAGAUUAAGGGACUUGCAGCAGAGCGGUGUGAAACCUAUUAGGUAUUUUUCGUUGGUUUUCUUUAAGUUUUUUCAUAGAAGUCUAUGGAAUAAAGAGUCAAUAGGAAAGUGUUUACGGUGGAUUGUAAGCGUGCUGUUGUGUAACUAAACUAGUGUAAGGUACGAAUAAAGAUUUUAAGUGUCGAAAAUUUA
This is a messenger RNA of Plutella xylostella (diamondback moth), 1548 nucleotides long. It is a transcript of the gene Cdc10, whose product is annotated as cyclin-dependent kinase 10. Gene Ontology annotation, molecular function: cyclin-dependent protein serine/threonine kinase activity; ATP binding. The record is from RefSeq and is a predicted model, not a curated record. Gene Ontology annotation, cellular component: nucleus. Gene Ontology annotation, biological process: protein phosphorylation; regulation of mitotic cell cycle. Lineage: Eukaryota; Metazoa; Arthropoda; Insecta; Lepidoptera; Plutellidae.